ACCGCGGCAGAAAACGCGUGACCUUAACAAAAAGGGAAAAACUGUAGUCCUAACAACAUAAAACACGGCGAGCGACUGAUACAGUAUUAACGACUAUUCCCUACAGAUGUGCAGCACUUUUCUACACUCAUAUAGAGAUAACAGGAGAAGAUUUAGAGCUUUAUUUUGACGGUGAGAGACAGAUACCCGAAUUACCUGAAUUAAACCCGAUGGGGGCAGCGUAUAUUUACGGCAUGAAAAACGCCUUUAAAGGUGGGCUGCCGGACCGUCCCUAAUUUCUUAAUAGUGGAAGCAGAACACAGCCGUCAUGCCGACUGUGGUUCUGAUGGAUGCUUCGCUCUCCAUGACACGACCUGUGUCUUUGGAGGGCAGUGAAGAGUUUCAGAGGAAGAAUCUAGCUGUUCAUGGACUGACCAUGCUGUUUGAGCACAUGGCUACAAAUUACAGGCUAGAGUUCACAGCCCUUGUAGUGUUUUCUUCCCUUUGGGAGCUCAUGGUACCAUUCACCAGAGACUACAACACAUUACAGGAGGCAUUGAACAAUCUGGAGGACUAUGAUAAAACCUGCCUAGAGGCUGCCCUGCAGGGAGUCAGUAACAUUGUGCAGCAGGAGUGGGGCAGCACCUGCCCCUGCCAGGUGGUGCUGGUUACUGAUGGUGCUCUGGGCAUUGGCCGUGGUUCUUUGCGCCACUCCCUGGCCACAAUGAAGCAACGUGGAGAAGACAAGAAGUUCCCCCUUCCCUUCCCUUUCUCAUCUAAAAUGUACAUCAUGUGCAUUGCCAAUGCAGAGGAGCUCCAAGCCACUGAUGCAAUGGACAAUUUGGAGCAGCUGCUCGCGUUAAGUGGUGGAGACGGACAGAUCUUUACUAUGGAUGGUCCACUGUGUCUGAAGAGUGUUCAAGCAAUGUUUGGGAAGCUUAUUGACCAGGCAUACACUCCCUUUCACGCUGUGCUUCGCUGUGGGAACCUGGCCUCAGAUGUGCAGGUCUUUCCAAGGCCAGAACCUGUGCUGCUGGAUGAGGAAGUUGAUCCAAUACCAAAGUCUGUGCUCACAGAGUUGGAGAUAGUGGGCUUCAUUGAGAUCGGAGACAUCGCCAGUCCUCCAGUCCUGUCCAGACACCUGGUCCUCCCAAUCGCUGUUAACAAAGAAGCAGACGAAGUGGGAACGGGGACAACUGAAGACAUGGAAGAGGAGACCUCAGCCAAUCAAAUGGCAGGAAAAAGCCCAAAUUUCUGCGUCCUCCUGCAUGGCAGUCUGAAAGUGGAGGGCAUGGUUGCCCUUGUGCAGCUUGCGCCUGACUGGUAUGGAAUGCUGUACUCCCAGGCGGAUAGUAAGAAGAAGUCCAAUCUAAUGAUGUCACUUUUUGAUCCUGGUCCACUGCCUCUUCCUUGGCUGGGAAAAAUGUCUCAGCUUGGACCAGUCUCAGAUGCUCUAGAGAAUCCCUAUGGUGAAGAUGACAGCAAAAGCCCUUUCCCUGUCCAGCCCAAAAACAAACGCAGCUACGCCCAAAACGUCACUGUUUGGAUCAAAGCCAGUGGGUUGCAGACAGAUGUGCAGAAAAUUCUCCGAAAUGCAAGAAAACUUCCAGAGAAAACACAAACUUUCUACAAGGAACUCAAUCGUCUGCGGAAGGCUGCGCUGGCAUUUGGUUUCUGGGAACUGUUGAAAGGUGUGGCUGAGCUUUUAGAGCGGGAGUGCACCCUGCUGCCUGACUCCGCACAUCCGGACGCUGCCUUCCAGCUGUCUCACGCUGCCCAGCAACUCAAGCUGGCCAGUACCGGAGAUUCCCAGUAUGCUGCCUUUGAACAUAACAUCACCCCUAUGCUCACUGACUUUUCAGGGGGAGGAUCUGGUGCCGACAGGAUGUAGAGGGUGAGAAGAAUGCAGUGUGGAAUCUUUUGUCUACCAUCGGAAUUGCAUUUUUCAGCGUUAAGGGGUUUCUUUUAGAUCCCCUGGACUGUUUUCAAAAGCCACGUUCCAAAGUCUUAGUAAUGUAGGAUAAAUUACAGUUGCGACGAACAUGAACUUUGUGAUGUGGAGAAAAUCCUUCCUGAUGUUUUUUAAAGAAUGUGGUCUAGUUUUUGAAAAUAAGAAGGCUAAAGGAUUUGUUUAAUGUGUAGUGUUUUUUCCUUGUACAUAGUAUUUUCUACCAUGACAAAAAAAAAUAAAUGUGUUUCACAACUUUGAUGU
Molecule: messenger RNA, 2191 nt
Organism: Astyanax mexicanus (Mexican tetra)
Lineage: Eukaryota; Metazoa; Chordata; Actinopteri; Characiformes; Acestrorhamphidae
Gene: ints14
Product: integrator complex subunit 14
Exons: 12
Coding region: 308-1870 (520 amino acids)
Biological process (GO): snRNA 3'-end processing
Cellular component (GO): integrator complex
Source: RefSeq, a predicted model, not a curated record